Molecule: messenger RNA, 954 nt
Organism: Sclerotinia borealis F-4128
Lineage: Eukaryota; Fungi; Ascomycota; Leotiomycetes; Helotiales; Sclerotiniaceae
Source: the annotation of a GenBank genome assembly
AUGUCCACCGUCACCGCCAACGUGCCUAUCGUCGGCAAGCCCGCCGUUCCAGAGAAGAAACCCGUCAAGUUCUCGAACUUGCUCUUGGGUGCUGGUUUGAACUUAUUCGAGGUUACGACCUUGGGUCAACCGUUAGAAGUUACGAAAACUACUAUGGCCGCUAAUAGAGGGGAUACUUUUGCGACGGCGCUGACUAGAAUUUGGGGGAGAGGUGGUGUUUUUGGAUUCUACCAAGGACUUAUUCCCUGGGCCUGGAUUGAAGCCUCGACCAAAGGUGCUGUCCUCCUCUUCGUUGCCUCGGAAGCCGAAUGGUACGCCCGCUCCUUUGGAGCCGGCGAUUUCACCGCCGGUAUUAGUGGAGGAGUCAUGGGUGGUGUUGCCCAAGCAUACGCUACCAUGGGAUUCUGCACCUGCAUGAAGACGGUCGAAAUCACCAAGACCAACAUGGCGAAAUCUGGUGUCAAGCCCGAUGGCACCAUGACGACCUUCAUGAACAUCUACCGCAAAGAAGGUAUUAAGGGAAUCAACAAAGGUGUCAACGCCGUGGCCAUCCGUCAAAUGACGAAUUGGGGAAGUCGUUUUGGAUUGAGUCGAUUGGCGGAAAGUGGUAUUCGAAAGGCGACUGGAAAGGCCGAGAAUGGAAAGUUGAAUGCGUGGGAGAAGAUUUUGGCAAGUGCAUUGGGUGGUGGGUUGUCGGCUUGGAAUCAACCGAUUGAGGUGAUUCGUGUCGAGAUGCAGAGUAAGACGGUGGAUCCUAAUCGUCCAGCUAAGAUGACGGUUGGCAAUACCUUUAGGUAUAUCUAUGGACAGAAUGGGGUUUCGGGUUUGUAUCGUGGCGUUGUUCCUAGAAUUGGUUUGGGCGUUUGGCAAACGAUUUGCAUGGUUGCGAUGGGUGAUAUGGCAAAAGCUUACGUCGAGAAAUUGACGGGUGAAACGGUCACCGCUAAGCAUUGA